AGAGAGAGAGAGAGAGAGAGAGGCUGUGAGAAAAGAGAAAUGCUAGCAGUGGAGAGACUCGGCUUACUUGGUUCCAGCAAUUAGUUUCUCCUGUGUGAAGGAAGCCAGAGGAGGCAUCACCAUGCGCUGCUCGCUCCUCCUCCUCUUCGUUUCCCUGCUCUCCCUUUCGGAUCUCGGAUCGUCGCAGCUCUCGGUGGAUUUCUACAACAGGACCUGCCCCGAUGUAGACAAGCUCGUUCACAACGCGGUCAGCGCGAUGGCCAAUCAGUCCAACGUAGUCACGCCGUCAACACUCCGGCUGCUUGCUCACGAUUGCUUCGUAGAGGGGUGUGACGCAUCAAUUCUCAUAACUUCGACCACCAACAACACCGCCGAGAGGGACGCGACCGAGAACAACAUCCCGCAGCAAGCCUUUGACACCAUAAUUCAGGCCAAGAAAGCCGUGGAGGUUGCCUGCCCGGGCGUGGUCUCCUGUGCCGACAUAGUCGUCAUGGCUGCGCGAGACGCCGUAGUACUGGCUGGAGGCCCGCACUGGGAAGUCACCAAAGGCCGAAGAGAUGGACUGAUAUCCCAAGCUUCCAGAGUUCCUGGCAGAUUACCUGGAGCAGACUUCAACGUUAGCGAGCUAAUAGAAAACUUUGCUGCUGUCAACCUCACCGCUGACGACAUGGUGAUCCUCUCAGGAGCGCAUACUCUUGGAUUUUCUCACUGCAACCAGUUCCGGAGCAGGCUUUACAGUUUUGAUGGAGUAAACGGCAGCAGCGACCCGAGCGUGAACGCGUCUUACAUUGGAUCGCUCAAAGCGAGCUGUCCACCCGGCGAAACUGGACCUGGAAAAUUCACCCCGUUCGAUGUCAGCUCCCCCUUCGUCUUUGACAACUCUUACUACAAGAACUUGCAGAUUGGAAGAGGCCUCCUGUUUGCGGACCAAGUGCUGUUCACCGAUAACACCACCAGGCCGCUGGUGAACGAGAUGGCUGAUUCCCAGGACGACUUCUUCGCGGCGUUUGUACAGGCGAUGACCAAGAUGAGCAACAUAAGCGUCAAGACUGGAAGCGACGGGGAAAUAAGGCAGAGCUGCAGCAGCUUCAACGCCCCACCGAAUUCAACCACACCAACUUGAGCGAAGUCCAAAAACAAAUAAGGUGGAGGAAGAGCACCUGCCAUGAAUUUGUAAAUGAAUUUUUGUUCGAAUAGAAUAAGCAUGGCAAUUUACCUCCA
Messenger RNA from Selaginella moellendorffii, 1221 nucleotides. Its product is annotated as peroxidase 51. Gene Ontology annotation, molecular function: heme binding; peroxidase activity. The transcript has 4 exons. Lineage: Eukaryota; Viridiplantae; Streptophyta; Lycopodiopsida; Selaginellales; Selaginellaceae. Gene Ontology annotation, biological process: response to oxidative stress; hydrogen peroxide catabolic process. Bases 122 to 1123 code for a protein of 333 amino acids. The record is from RefSeq and is a predicted model, not a curated record.